AUGUCUGACAGUCAUUCAGUAAUGUGCAAUAUUCUUAAAAGAAAUAGAUUAACAUCUCCCAGCAGCAAUUUUAAAUACUCCAAUUUUAAAGACACAUGUUGUGCUUCGGUAUUUCUGGACAGUAGAUGCAAUGAGUCAGUAAGAAACCCUGAUGUAGAACAUAAAGAAACAUUGAGUGUAACAAGUUUUUCAUUGCUACAAGAGCAUUCUGAGCACAUUCAUCCAAAUGCUAUCUUUACUAUGUCAUCAUCUAUCGAAAAUGAAAUGAAUUCUAUUUCCUUAUCAGAAAGAAGAGAAAGAAAUAGAAGUGCAGAUUUUCUUGAAACUCCUAAAGUGAGUAGAAAAGGCUCCUCUCUACGCAGGAGGCUGCUUUUAUCAAAGACUGGUCCAGCUGGCACAACUGUAGGAUGCUGUGAAAGACAAGCUGUCUCUUCAGGAGGCAGCGGGACAAAAACAUUCUCUUAUGUUUUGAGCUCUGAAGAAAAACUUUCACAAGCUGCUUCAGAUUCCCCAAAAGAUAGAAGUUACAAAUCUCUGACAACUAGCACUUCAAAAACUGAGGAUUCUAAUCCUGAUUGCCCAAAACGGAGACUUUCCUUUUCACAACAAAGGACUUCUACGCUAGAUGAGUCCAAAUGUAAGGAUGCCUUAUUGCUAGAACCAGAAUGUUUAUCUCCAAUUCAGUGUAAGGAUGUUCUUGUUAGUAAUACUAAUGAAUUCAAUGAAAGUGUCCUUGUGAGCAUUAGUGAUGGGUUGCUUAGGACUCCUACUUACAGUGUGUUAGCUGAGGCCAAUGAGGGUAAGUUCCUGACUUCUGUCAACCGUCUUGUAGAGAACUUUAACUUUGAAUUAUGUGAUAAAAACUCUCCUUAUGUUAAGCUGGCAAGUUACCCAGAUCUUUCCACACCUGAGGAUAGUGGAUAUAAUUCACUUCAUUUGGACAAAUCGGUAGACUUAUCUGAUCAUGAGGGAUCUUUCCAAGAGUACUUACAAAAACAUAAAGAAAGCACCAAAAUUCUGGAUAGUAAAAGAAAGACAAGAAAACUUGAACGAGUGAGAAGGCUAUCCACUCUUCGGGAACAAGGCUCACAGUCAGAGACAGAAGAUCAUCAUAGCAGUCCUUCUAUUUCAGCAUGUAUGCUAACAGAAGAAAGAAACUUUGUCAGUGAAGACCAUGUGUUAGUUUUAGAACAGCCUUGUGGAGACUUAGUUGUAAGUCACGGAGAUCUCUCAAGAACUCCAGCUCUGAAAAUAGUUCGUGAAAUUUGCUUGCAAAGACAAAGGUCAAACCAAAAUCAAAUAUCAGAGAAUACUCAUGGAACAGAAAUAUUUGCAUUAGAUCACAUUCUUGCUGGACUUAUUGGCAAGAAAAUGGGCCUUGAAAAAUUAGAUAUUUUAACAGAAUUGAAAUACAGAAAUUUGAAACAUAUUCUUGCUAUAGUUUUAGAUGCUUUGACAGUGGAAAGUCUAUGCAGCAUUUGGAAAGUAAGCAAAAACUGGCGUGAAAUCAUUGUACAAGAUAAAAGUGCAGAUGAGAGGAGAAAGGUGUACAUAAAACACCUGAAAGAACAAGCCGAGGAAUAUUUCUUGAAAGCUGAAGAUGCUGCCACGAGACUUAAUGUUCUCAAUAGAUCUGCUCUAAGGCCUGUUCAAGCUCAAGCCAGGACUCCUGUAGUACAAUCGCUUUUGUACACUGAACUUACACCCAGGAGAUGCAGUUCUGUUCCCCAUUCAACUAGUAGGCAGGAAGAAUACAUACAAGUUGCUAGAACUCUCCUCACUGAUGAAGCUCUAAAACCCUGUCCAAGAUGUCAAUAUCCUGCUAAAUAUGAAUUGGUAAAGAAAAGGGGACUAUGUAGCAGAGAGGCAUGUGCAUUUGAGUUCUGUAUUUUAUGUCUGCAUGCUUUCCAUGGGUCAAAAGAAUGUGAUAGUUUAUCUGCAAAAUGGAAGAAUAAAAAAGAUGCUCCUCCAGGAAGUGCCCAAAGCAAAAGAAAUUUAAAAAGACUGUAA
Opisthocomus hoazin is the source of this 2010-nucleotide messenger RNA. RefSeq names its product F-box protein 43 (gene FBXO43). Gene Ontology annotation, biological process: negative regulation of meiotic nuclear division; regulation of mitotic nuclear division. Gene Ontology annotation, molecular function: zinc ion binding. Lineage: Eukaryota; Metazoa; Chordata; Aves; Opisthocomiformes; Opisthocomidae. The record is from RefSeq and is a predicted model, not a curated record. Gene Ontology annotation, cellular component: nucleus.